CGUUCCAAGGCAAAAUGUUCAGCAUACGCAGUGGGGGCCCGCCUGUGCUGAUGGCUCUGCUGUUGGCCCUGCUGAUGGGCAUGGUUUUGGCCAAGCAGGACACUGCAGCCCGUCAAUUUGGUGGCCAGAAUGGCUUUGGGAAUGGCUUGGGUCCGGGUCUGGGUCCGGGUCUUCCACCCUGGGGACAACCACAGCAGCCUGUCGGCGGUGGCGGCGGCGGCGGGUGUCCGCUCUGUGACUCUUCGGUGUACAGCUACUGCUCCCACAAGAUGGUGCAUGACUCUUGCUGCUGUGAUUUUCCAGCAUCCGCCCCACAGUUGCGACCGCCGCAGUGCUCCUACUACGACUGCUCCCUGCUGUAUGCCAAAUCCUGCUACGAGCAUGCCCUCAUCAAGAACUGCUGCUGCAAUAAUCCCUACUGAACGCCAGCCACCCACCACCCACCACCCCCCCUUAAUUUAUUUAUUCAACAAACUAUUUUACAUGUAUUUAAAUUUACCAUAACCCAUAUACCAUAUACCACAUACCAUACCCCAAGCCAGGGCUUUUAA
Molecule: messenger RNA, 551 nt
Organism: Drosophila obscura
Lineage: Eukaryota; Metazoa; Arthropoda; Insecta; Diptera; Drosophilidae
Exons: 3
Coding region: 15-422 (135 amino acids)
Source: RefSeq, a predicted model, not a curated record